AUGGAGUGCCAACUCCCAGAAAAUUCAACCACCAAGACUAGUCAUAAUCUGAUACCUGCUACCCCAACAUGCACCAACUGUUCUUGUUUCUUCUGCAUCAUGUCUGAAACAGUUCCUUCCCUCAGGGGAGCGAAAAUAGCCCACUACUUCAAACAAAUGUCUCUCAGAGACGACCAAGAACAUAUCUUGGUGUUAAGUAGUCUCUGGAAAAUCGCUAUAACUAAACCAAACGAUACAGAAUUUCCUUCCCUUGGCAUCUUUAGAUGUAUGGCCAAAUUAAUUCAGAAAGGCGUCACGCACAAAGAUUGGCUUCUUAGAUUUCAGAACAUAUAUAUCCCUUAUUAUGCAGCACACAUCAUUGGUUCCUAUACCAUGAACAAAGCUAAGAUUGCGGAAAAAGCAGUUAAGUCCAACGUGGUUCAGCCACUAAUGGAACUGCUUCGAGGUAAGAUGAGUUGGAUUGAAAAGAGAGUUGCACUUCGGGCACUUGGUCAUCUUGCCAGCCAUGAAGAAACUUUUGAAGCCGUUGCUGAACACGAAGGUGAAGUCAUAGAAGCAGCCAUUCAUAUAGCUUCCAUGUGCCUAGACGAGGUAUAUGAAAAGUUUGUUGGCUUGAAUGAAUCAGAGAGGUUGGAGUACCAUAGGAAUUUGUUAACAAGAGGGCAUGGAGGCUUGGAACUAGAGAAUAGAAAGGCAGAGGAAUGGGCUAGUCAGCUUCAGUGUUGGUCUCUCUAUCUUCUAGAUUGCUUUGCAUGUAAAGAAAGAUCUCUCAGAUUAAUCUGCAAGAAGCAAUUCUUAAAGGAUUUAUGUGGAAUGUGGGGUGGACUAACAAACCCAACUUCACCUGCUGGAAUAGGGCUUCUCAGAACUCUCUGUCACACCCAAAUAGGGAGGGAAAGUAUAGCACAUUUGCAUGAAGUGAUAGUGAAUCUUUGUAAUGUCUCAAGAUCCUCAGAUGAUCGGAAACACAUGGCUAUUGAUAGUCUUCUGCAACUACUCAGAGAUCCAGUUACAAGAUAUAAAGUAAUAGAUACUGCUGCUCCAGUUCUUGUUGAUUUGGUUGAGCUCAGAAGCAUAGGUGGGAAACAGAAAAUAGGACAAACAAUCAUGCAGGUUCUGUUACAGGAUUACCACAAAAUCAAGUUUUGUAAGUUGAAUUUGAAGAGUGAAAGAACCAAGAGAACAUUAGAAGAGUUAUGGGAUUUGAAGGUAGACAGAGUCAAGAGAGAAAGCUUAAUGACUGAACAAGAAAUCAUAGAAAAAGAAAUCUUAGCUGGUGUUUUGAAACAAGAAGGAAAUCAGGAAUUUCGGUCAGGGAACGUUGAAAAGGCUGUGAUGAAGUACACAGAGGCUUUGGAAUUUUGCCCAUUAAAAAUUAUGAAAGAGAGAAUUGUGCUUCAUAGCAACAGAGCUCAGUGUCACUUGCUUCUUAGAAAUCCCGAAGCUGCUCUCAGCGAUACCACUCGAGCUUUGUGCCUAUCGAAUGUGGCGUGUCUUCACAGUAAGAGUUUGUGGAGAAGAUCACAAGCUUAUGACAUGAAAGGGCUCGCUAAGGAGAGCUUGAUGGAUUGUUUAAUGUUCAUUAGCAACCGCUUUGGGUCUCGGAAGACAAAGGGAUUUAAGAUCCCAUACUACGCGGCACGUAUGCUUAACAAGCAGAUGAACGCCACGUGGCUCUUUGCUUCAGCCAAGUCAAGUUGUUAUAGCAUACACGAUGAACCGAAAAAUUACAUGGUCGAAAAUAAAAUUGAUGCCAUCAACUUGAGGAAGAAGACGAGGAGAACAAUGAAAGGUACAGCUAACUUUGUGGAAGGACCUUUCAAUGCGAGAAGAGUAUGGAACAGAAGAAAGUUGGGAAAGGCAAGUCACGGCAGAAAAGUAAUAAGUAAUACAGUUUAUAGAAACCAGGAUAGCGUCCAGAAGGGUGAGACUUAAGCAAAGUGAUUUAUCUGCAGCGCAGUGAGAAGCAGGAACAUACAAACUGGGAUCUUUUGCAUUGGCAUGUAA
Gastrolobium bilobum is the source of this 2007-nucleotide messenger RNA. RefSeq lists its product as uncharacterized. NCBI's taxonomy places the organism in Eukaryota, Viridiplantae, Streptophyta, Magnoliopsida, Fabales, Fabaceae. Gene Ontology annotation, molecular function: protein binding. The coding region runs from base 1 to 1935 and encodes 644 amino acids. The transcript is spliced from 2 exons. The record is from RefSeq and is a predicted model, not a curated record.